AUGGUGACCACAAGAGGCAUGGAGAAUCCAGAUCCAAUCCAGAUGAUAAGAGACCUGCAGGCGCAGUUAGAAGAGCAAGCCCGAACUAUUGCAACUUUACAGCAAGAAUUACAACAGAAGAAGACUGAUGAUGCCGAACGUAGCAAAGAAAAACAACACGACCGAGAGACAUUUGAAGACAGUCAGAAUCAUAAUCCGCCUCCUCUCCCUCGGUCCCCAGACUUCUUGCCGUUCACUGAUGCCAUCAUGCAGGCCCCUAUGCCCGAUCGGCCUCCACCUCAGGUGGAGAAAUUCGACGGCACGACAAAUCCAGAACAUCAUUUGCGGAACUUCAUCGAUUCAAUGGCUUUCUACACUCAAAGUGACCCAGUAAAAUGCCGGGCGUUCUCCCUGUCACUGAGGGGAGAAGCCCUAAAAUGGUAUUAUACCCUUCCACCCAAUUCGGUGGAUAAUUUCCGCACACUGACAAACAUGUUCAAAAAGCAAUAUUCCACCAACCGAUAUAAAGAGGUUACUACUGCCGAGCUAGUCAAUCUCAGGCAGGGAAAAGACGAAACUCUCAGAGCUUUCAUGCACCGAUACAACCACGCCGCCCGGAGGAAAAAGGGAGCCAGCCCCGAAUUCAUCAUCAGCAGUCUGCCCAACUGUCUUAAAGCAGGAUUCGUCUCUGAAAGCCUGUACGCCGAAUUACCCCAUACGUUGGAGGAGCUACAACAAAAGAUGGCCAAGUUUAUUAAAAUGGAAGAUCAGAGGAUUUUCUGGAAGCAACAACAUGAGGAGCAUCCAGUAAGUGUUAACAAAAAAGAGGGCAAGCGAAAAAAUGAGAACGUCCGGGAACAGAAACCAAUCAUGAAUCUAAACCCUAGAUACGACCGCUAUGCGCAUCUUACCGCCCCCAGAGAAAAGGUGUUGGAACGAGCUCUACAAUCAAACCUCAUCUUUCAAAGAAGAAAAUUUCCACCGAAAAAUAUGGAUGCAACGCAGAUAUGCCGAUUCCAUAAUUCGGGGGGACAUACUACUAAAGGCUGCCAGACUCUCAAGGAUGAAAUAGAGAAGCUAAUCCGUGCCGGACAUCUUCGUGAAUUUGUAAGGGAAGAUUUCGGCCACGUGGGACACUCUCCCAGAAAGACACGAAGAAGCCCAGAACAUGCCAAACGAAAAGGUAAUUACUCACGCGACCGUUCUCGUAGUCCUCCAAGUCACAGAUCCCGCAGUCGACCUAGAGAGCGGGAACCCAUAGUUAAAGGCAAGAUUGAUACCAUCUCAGGUGGUUUUGCUGGAGGAGGUGCUUCAUCCUCAGCCCGGAAGAGACAUUUGAGAAGUCUGCGCAGCGUACACUCAGUAAUACGCAAUCCGGCGUCAAUGCCGAACAUAACAUUCACAAACAAAGAUUUUCACGCGCCAGAUCCUGAUCAAGAUGACCCCAUGGUCAUCACCGCCCGCAUUGCACAAUACGAUGUGAGUAAAGUCCUCGUCGAUCAGGGUAGUUCAGUCAAUAUAUUAUACUGGACAACCUUUCGAAGAAUGGAAAUUCUAGAAGAUAUGAUUGCUCCGUUUAACGAGCAAAUUGUUGGUUUUGCUGGAGAAAGAGUAGACACCCGGGGGUACAUCGACUUACGAACCCACCUGGGGUCCGAUGAUGAUGGUAAAGAGCUCAGAGUUCGUUUCUUGCUAGUAGAAGCAAACACGUCCUAUAACGCCCUUCUAGGACGCCCUUGCCUAAAUGCUUUUGGGGUAAUCGUCUCUACCCCACAUUUGGCAAUGAAAUUUCCUACGGACAAGGGAAAUAUAUGCACCGUCCAGGCAGACCAGAGAACCGCUCGCCAAUGCUACGUUGCUGGUCUAAAGGUCACGCCUUACAAAAGAGAGAACCGUACUGGAGCAAUCUUGAUUGACCUUGAUCCCAGAACCAAUACAGACGAACGCAUACAACCUGAAGGUGAGAUAAGGCCUUUCAUGGUGGGAAAAAACGAACAACAAACUACUUCAAUCGGAGACAACCUUUAG
Messenger RNA from Vigna radiata var. radiata (mung bean), 2007 nucleotides. RefSeq lists its product as uncharacterized. The coding region runs from base 1 to 2007 and encodes 668 amino acids. Lineage: Eukaryota; Viridiplantae; Streptophyta; Magnoliopsida; Fabales; Fabaceae. The record is from RefSeq and is a predicted model, not a curated record. The transcript has a single exon.